This is a messenger RNA of Malaya genurostris, 842 nucleotides long. It is a transcript of the gene ATPsynO, whose product is annotated as ATP synthase subunit O, mitochondrial. The transcript has 3 exons. Gene Ontology annotation, molecular function: proton-transporting ATP synthase activity, rotational mechanism. Bases 113 to 745 code for a protein of 210 amino acids. The record is from RefSeq and is a predicted model, not a curated record. Gene Ontology annotation, biological process: proton motive force-driven mitochondrial ATP synthesis. Lineage: Eukaryota; Metazoa; Arthropoda; Insecta; Diptera; Culicidae.
UUAAAUUUUUACCUGGCAUCUCUGUUCUUGCUUGACACAAUAUUCUGAUACUGUCAAUAACGAGGCGAGCAAUCGGAAUCAGAAAAAUAGACUUCCAGACUUCGCUGAGAAAAUGGCUGCAUCGGGAAAACUAUCUAUACUAACUCGCCAUUUGAGUACCAGUUCGGUGUCCACUCAGCUGGUGAAGCCACCGAUUCAGAUAUUUGGUCUGGAAGGUCGCUACGCUUGCGCCUUGUACUCGGCUGCGUCGAAGAACAAAGUUUUGGAUGCCGUCGAAAAAGAUCUUAAGAAUUUGCAGCAGCAAAUGCGUGCGGACCCGAAGGUUCGUGAGCUGCUGAUCAAUCCAACCAUCAAGCGAAACUUGAAAGCAUCGGCUUUGAAGGAUGUUUCCACCAAAGCGAAAUUAAAUGCCGCCACCGGAAACCUACUCUCCCUGCUGGCCGAAAACGGACGCCUGAAGCGAUUAGAUGGCAUCAUCAACGCUUAUUCACUGAUUAUGGCCGCAGAACGUGGUGAGGUUGUGUGCGAAGUUGUAACCGCAAAACAAUUGGAUGACUCGCAACGCAAGCAGCUGGAGAGUGCUUUGAAGGCCUUCCUUAAGCCGAAUCAAACUAUUCAGCUUACUGCUAAAGUUGAUCCGUCUCUGAUCGGUGGAAUGGUGGUGUCAAUCGGUGAUAAGUAUGUUGACAUGAGCGUCGCCAGUAAAAUCAAAAAGUACACUGAUAUCAUCACGGUUCCGAUUUAGAGCGUUGCCGUUGAAAUCACUCCCAAAAGUUUGUUAAAAUGCAAGGAUUUCCUUGUAGUAUACAGCAGUAACAUUAAAAUAAAAGCGAAAAUUAGAA